This is a messenger RNA of Penicillium diatomitis, 2235 nucleotides long. RefSeq names its product RING-type E3 ubiquitin transferase MAG2. Gene Ontology annotation, biological process: positive regulation of transcription by RNA polymerase II. The record is from RefSeq and is a predicted model, not a curated record. Lineage: Eukaryota; Fungi; Ascomycota; Eurotiomycetes; Eurotiales; Aspergillaceae. Bases 1 to 2235 code for a protein of 744 amino acids. Gene Ontology annotation, molecular function: metal ion binding; transcription cis-regulatory region binding. The transcript has 2 exons.
AUGUCGGCUGCUGGACCAAGCCAGACUGCCUCCAAAGCAGUGAACACCCCAAACACGUCGACUCCGUCGUCAAGCUUCCAUUCCACCGGCUCAACCGAGCAUAGCGGCCACCGCCGCUCCGGGGCCCCGGCUGCAUUUGGGAGCAACUCAUCGUCGAAAGCACUCGGCACUGCAAGGAACAAUCAGGCACGGAAGGGUCAGCAUAAGCGACAAAGAAAGCCCCGGUUGCUGGACGAUGAUGAGUUCAGUGAAUCAGCCGUCAUGAGAUCAGCAAGCAGCCGCAAAGGACAAACGUCCAUUACCCAUUUGAUGAACUUUUCUUUGCCACCUCGACCGCAAUAUCAGCCACCUCCCCGUAAUGCUCGACGAUAUCAGUCAUGGGGAGCAGGAUCGGGAUACCACGCCGCCGACAAAGCCCGUUAUGUCCAUGCCAAUUAUAGAUUCAUUGUGUCGCCAGACCAGAAUUACCAUGCCCAAGCGGCCAAUGCCGAUGUGCACUUGGAUUGGGCUUCGGUGCUCCAGGUCUUAGUAUCUGCUCAAACCCAGGCCGCCAGCUGCCCCAUUUGCCUCUCGACACCGGUUGCACCACGCAUGGCUCGUUGUGGUCAUAUUUUCUGUCUGCCUUGUCUGAUACGUUACAUGCAUUCGUCUGACGACGAAACACAUCAUGUUCCCGAAAGAAAACCGCGAUGGAAGAAGUGUCCCAUCUGCUGGGAUUCGAUUUAUGCAUCUGACGCGCGACCAGUCCGGUGGUUCCGUGGUCAAGAAGGAGAUCUUCCCGUUGAGGGCGGUGAUGUGAUUCUGCGUCUGGUAAAGCGAGAGCCUGGUAGCACACUCGCUCUUCCUCGGGAUGGCGCAGAGACCCUGACUGCUGGAGAUGAUAUUCCGUGGUUUCAUGUGGCAGAGGUUGCCGAUUACUCUAGGAUCAUGAAGGGUGGACAGGAUUACAUGGUGUCCCAGUAUGAUGCUGAGAUUGAAGACCUUCGCCAACAGGAGAUUGAGGACGAACUGAUGUUCGGAGAUGAGAACACGUGGACGCGCAAGGCUAUCGGCGCCAUCAACGAGGCCAAAGAGAAACUCCGUGGAAUCGGAAAUCCUCCGGAUAUUUCUCGCCAGCCUCCCGCAAGUAAAGGAGGAAAAAUCUCUGUCAGUGAGCCUCACAAGUUUGAUACUGCGGUGUCAAAUAAUGUGGAACGCUCUGGCGCCAUUCUUCCCGACGAACGAGACACUACGUCCACCGUGAAUGUUACACCGGCAGCGCUCGCGGAAGCUGAAGGCGCAUCAUCUGCUCCCAAUGGCCCGAUAGAACUCACGGAUGCGAUGAAUGAGAUCCACCUCUCCUCGAAGCUGCGUUCUGAAACGCCGAACAAGCAAGCCAAGGACUCACAUGGCGCCCACCCCGCUGACCAGCCUUACUAUUUUUACCAGGCGUUGCCUCAGUUCUACCUGUCGCCGCUCGAUAUUCGUAUUCUCAAGGCAGCUUUUGGCGAUUACGCUUCAUUCCCUGCAACAAUUCUGCCUCGUGUCGAGCAUAUCUCCACGGGACACAUUGUUGACGAUGAAUUGCGCAAACGCGUGAAAUACUUGGGUCAUUUGCCUCAUGGUUGUGAAGUGAAUUUUUUGGAAUGCGACUGGAGAGACGUGGUGGUGCCGGAAGUCUUGAGCCGCUUCCGAACCGAGACUGAAAAGCGUCGCAAGCGGAACCGGGACAAAGAGGCCCGUGAAGAGAAAGAUCGUAUCAGGGCGGAAAAGAAGGAGGAGGAGGAAAGGUGGGCUGCCGCUCGUCGCAAGCGACCAAGCUUCGGGAGCGCCAGUGAGGCUCCAUUCUCCACGGAUGACUUUCAACCUCUUACAAGUCAUGGUCUCACCCCUCCGUUUGACCCCGAUUCGGCUUCAGCCUCGCCUCCUCGAGUUGCCACUCAAUUCGGCGCACUUGCGUCUCCCUCUUCUAGUCCUCCGGGUUCUCGCACUGUCUGGGGCACCACGGCCAUUGCCCCCACUACUCCACUCGGCGACAUUCAACGUGCGAUGCCUCAUGACGGAUGGCUUCAGGGUUGGGAGGAUGAGCUCUUUGCACGGCAAGAAUCUGAGAUCAUGGCCCAGAGUGCUCAAGAAAGCCAGACCACGGCUGGACCUUCAUCGUCCCAAGGCGGUCCCGGUAACGGUGCCGGUGGCAAGAAGAAAAAGAAGAACAAGAUUACGUUAAUGUCGACCAACAGUCACAGAGCAGCAUGA